CAGUUUAGUUUGGAAAUGUACAAGAUCUCGGCUCUCACGAAUCAGUGUGAAGAAUCGAAGUAUCAACAAAGUCUACUUUAAACAAGAUAAAUGUAUAUUUCGUAUCUCGUGUUAUAGUGGUGGUGUGCUACGUAGUUUGGAUAGCAUUUGCGAUUCAUUUUCUUUACCGUGUCGUUUUUAUAUUAAAUGUCAUUGCAUGAAGCCAAUAAAAAAAUUUGUUUGUGUUUUGAUUUAGUUAGAAUCACAUUGUUUAAGUUUUAAUUUGUUAACUUUGUCCGAACCUAAAAAAGCACGUUUCGCCAUAUGGCUAUAUCGAUAAGAAGCUUAUAAAACAGAGCAAUUUUAUAUUUGUUCUCACGGAAAAAGCGGCUUGAAGGGUUACUAUUCUUUCUGACUUGCUCCGAAUUAGAAGAGUGCAUUUCAAGAACGCUAGCUAUGCAAUCUCCAGAUGUUGUUGAAACACCUAAAGAGGAUCCAAAAUCUUUAAGUGAAUGGCCAACUUUAGGAGAGGUUCAUAUGAAUGAGAAGCAUGCUACCACUUCCACCAAUCCCGUUACUGUAAGAAGUUCUAAAGAGCAAAGUCCAAAUGAUAAUGGUUUAGAUGACGACUCUGCCAAGGAAAACCAAGACUCUUCUAAAUCAAAUUCUGCACAGCAAAGAAAGAAAGGCUCUAAGCAGAAAUGGGUUCCUUUGGAUGUAGAACCAGUAAAAACAGACAAAAGGAAAAAUACUCGGAAUGGAAAAGCUUUUUCCCAAAAAGAAGAUGCUUCUCUCAGCAACGGAGAGCAGAAAAAAAAAGAUGGUGAUUCUAAAAAGCAAUCAGAUUCUCGAAAGGAGAAAAGCAGCCAAAGACCGAGAGGACGAAAAGGUCGUGGAUAUGCUGGAGAUUUUAAAUUAAGACGUAGAGCAUACUCUCAAGAUGCACCUGGAUUCAAUGAUUAUCAAGAUAUAAAUAAUUUCUUACCCUCUGACAUUGCUUAUUAUCCAUAUUAUCCUUACUAUUGGAAUGGCUUUUCCAUGGGAGAUGAGGCCCUGAAAGAUUCACUGAAAAAGCAAAUAGAAUAUUACUUCAGUGAAGAAAAUUUACAAAAGGAUUUUUUUAUGAGGAGGCGCAUGAGCAGUGAAGGAUAUAUACCAAUUGCACUAAUAGCAAGUUUUCAUAGAGUUCAAGCACAAACCCAAGAUAUAAGUAAAGUGCUCGAAGCAAUCAGUGCUAGUGAUCUGCUUGAACUUAAAGAAUGCCCAGAAAGAGGCGCAUUAGUGCGAACUUUGGUCAAUCCUCAUCAGUGGCCUAUACAUGAUGCACUAUCUGCUGAAUUUCAUAGUGAUGGUCCUAUGAUUGUGCCUUCAUUAUCUGGGAAGUCUAAUGAUGCGACAGAUUCUUCUGAUGAAUUGGAUGUUACGAAGACUACAGAAGCUAUUCAGAAGAGUAUUUCUAAAAAUGGAAGUAGAAAGGAAGGACGAUUUAGAGGAAAAUCAAACCCUCCUAUGAUGAAUAUUAAAGAAGAGAGUAUUAAAGCCUCUGAUACUGAUGAUUUAGAUUUCAAGUUUGAUGAAGAUCUGGAAGAAGCUAGUAAAACUGCUGAAGCUGGAUCUUCUAGUUCCAAAAAAACUGACUAUGAGCUAAGUGACCAAGAUGUCAAUAAACUCAUUAUUGUUACCCAAAGUACAUCUAACCGUAAACAUGAUCGUUCCAUCAAGCAGUCUUUUCCUGCCUAUGUGAUGAACCAAGAAAUCGCUGCAACUAUAAAUGAUGGUCUACACAUCUAUGAACAGGACUUAAUGAACCGAUUCCAUGGUGAUACAAGAUUUCAAGGUAAUGGACUGUAUUAUGGAUCUAUGCCUCAUUCCUCACAAGCUCCAGCAAUUCCAGUUAUGGAUAAUCAAUUGCCUGGCAAGUGGCCUUUUCCUAAUGGCCCACAAUCUCGAUUCUAUCCAGUUAUUCGAAAUAUGCCUGUUGAAACUGCGCGACAACGGUUUCAAAAAAUGAGAAGCAAUAGUGAUGCUAUGGGCCAGCAUGUUGGUUGGGUCAUGGACAUAAAAGAACAUCCCUCCCGGUCUAGAACCAAUUCUACCAGUGAAACUGUCAUGUCACCUAGUAGUUAUGGUAGUGCUCCACAAUUUUUACCUGCGUUUGAGCAUCCAAGUCACGCUUUGCUGAAGGAUAAUGGCUUUACUCAAGAUUCAUAUCAUAAAUACAGAUCCCGCUGUGUUAAAGAAAGAAAAGUUUUGGGUAUUGGACAAUCCCAAGAAAUGAAUACUCUUUUCCGGUUCUGGUCAUUUUUCUUAAGAGAUCAUUUCAAUCGCAAAAUGUAUACAGAAUUUCGCAAAUUGGCUACAGAAGAUGCCAAUCUGCAAUAUCGAUAUGGUCUGGAGUGCUUAUUUAGAUUUUUCAGCUAUGGCCUGGAAAAACAUUUCAGAGAAGAUUUGUUCGAGGAUUUCCAAAAUGAAACACUAAAAGAUUUACAAAAUGGCUAUUUAUAUGGUCUUGAAAAAUUUUGGGCAUUCCUUGAAUAUUCUGGCCAAAAGGAUACACUUAAAGUUGAUCCAGUUCUAAAGGCAACUCUCCAAAGAUUUAAGACUGUUGAAGACUUCAGGGCAUAUGAAUGCAGCUAUGCUACUGGCCCUGUUGUCGAACGCCAUCGCAAUUUAUCAGAAUCUUCUGGAUCAAGGCAGAAUAAAAAUUAUAAUCAUGAUGCUAGAUCUCGACGCAAUACUAUUUCUGCUUCUGAUGCUUCUCGUCGAAGAAAAGGUAGUGGUUCUAAGCAAAAUGAACAGAAAAAAAGUGUAAAAAUUGCCCCACUUGAAAAUAAAGCAUCUGAAGUCUUGAGUUCAACUGUUGAUAAAAGUCUCAAUAAAGAUAAUUCAAAACUAGCUACUGGCCCUUCAAAUUCUAUUUCAAAUAAGGCUAGUGAUUCUGAGAAAUGUAGUUUUGAAGAUGAAGCAAAAAGUAGCAACACUUGUGAAUUAAAUAAAGAAGAAAUUUCCCCAUUCAAAGAAAGUAAAGUUCCUCCUGCUGAAAGUGAUAGUUCCACUACAAGCGCUAUUAGUGAUGAUAACCAAAAUUCCUCUGACUCGAAAAUUGAUCUUUCAAACCAAGAGUCAAGUACGUUAAAUGAUGCAAAAUCACUUGAAUUGCUUACUGAGCAACCCACUAAAGAGGUUGAAAAUACUGUUGAUAAAGGAUCAUGUACUGAAAACACUUCAUCUGAAGUUAAACCAGAAACCUCUAUAAGCAAAGAAAGUUCACAAGAUGAUGACAGUGCUGCUGACAUCUGCUGUGAUUUUGUUAGUCUCAGUGUGAAAGCAGAAGAACAGAGUGAAAAUAUUUCUUCCGAUAGCUGUACAAAACCUGAUGAUGAGAAGAAGUCAGUUGAAUGAAUGAUGUUUCCUUAAAUGAUGUCCAGAAAUUGACUCUGUUCCUGAGUUCACUUUAUUAAAAAUUAAGGCAAUUUUGUGAUACAAAUAUUUUUAUAUUGGUAAUUGAACUCCAGAAAUCCUCUAAAUUCAUUUGUGCCAUUUGCAAAUAAUAGUUGUGCCUUGUAUUUAUGUCAACAAAAAAAACAACAAAAAAUUCUUAGAUAAUGUGUGAUUUAUGUUUAGCUGUAUCUGAAUGAUUUAAUUGUCAAGAGAAUACAUAUAUUGAAAUCAUUUUUAUCCGACUAAAUUUUUUCAUGUUUUCUUUUUUGAAAACAUUGGUGAUAUAUAAAAACUUCUUUUAUUUGUAUCCAAUAUUUGACAAAUUUUAUUGUAUUAAUGAGUGAAUGUGUUGUUGGAAAUGAAUGCAUUAUUUCAAAGAAUGUGUCAGUGUUAAGUUGACUUAUGCAAGAUAAGAAUUCUUGCUCUUUUUCUUUUUUUCUUGUUAAAAAAACUAUUAUAUACAUGUAUUCUAUAUAUUAUAUUUUUGUUUAUAGAUUUUUUUUUUUUUUUUUUUUUUUUUUUUUUUUUUUUUUUUUUUUNUUUUUUUUUGAUUAACAAUAGCUUCUUGAAUUAAAUAAAUUUACUAAUACAUAUGCAUGUACUUAUGUUGAGCAAGCACAUUUUUUUUACCAAUAGUAUAUAUACUUGUAUUCUAUAGAUUAUAUUUUUGUUUCUAGGUUGUUUUUUUUUAAUUAACUAUAGUUUCUUUAAUUAAAUCAAUUUACUAAUGCAUAUGCUUGUACUUAUGUUAAGCUAGCACAUAUUUUUACCAAAAACCUUAGUUUAAAGGAUUAAUUUAUAUAUUUUUCAUAUACAUAAAAACUGAGUUUUAUUUUAUAAUUUUCUUUUGUGCUGUGACGUGAAGUCAACUCAACCUUUCGCUAUUACUUUACAAAUUGGUAGGUAGCUGAUUUCAAAAGUAUUUGUUCAUGUAAGAAAUCUGUCUGAACAUCUUAAUUUGUGCAACAUAAAAAGAAAACAGCAAAUUCCUAAAUGUUUUUCUUUUGGAUUUUGUUAAGCAUGAUUUGUAAAUAGUUUUAUUCUGGAGUUAAUUUCAUUUGUUAAGUUUGUUUCUGAGGUCUAAGCCUUAAGCAAAUAAAAUUUCAUGUUCUAUGGUUUAAAAAAAGGAAAUAGUAUGUCAUGAAAUAUUUUAUGCUUUGGGUGUAAUUUGUUUUGUACAUUUUGAAUGUUAUUUUGUCUGUUUAUAGUUUCAAGUAUUCUUUAUUCUUGAGAGGCUUUGCAAUCUGUGUAAAUGGUGUAUUUUACUGGGAAACUGAAUAUACUUACUUGUAAUUUACGAAGCCCUCUUGUUAACUGUGUUUUAUAGGUAAAAUUCAUCCGAUAUUAGUCUGUGCCAAAAAAAAAUUUUAAUUAUAAAGGCAAGCAUUCAAAGAGCUCAUUCUAAUGAAGAAGUACUGCUUCUGCUACUUUUCCCCCUAUUUAUUUUUCAAGACUUAGUCUUUAAAUCCUUAAGUUAUAAAUUAGAUGAUUCACUUAUUUAACAUUUGAAGCAAAAUAAUUUGAAUAUUUUGAAACCUAACUGUUUUAAACUAUAGAUUAAAAAAUUUUAAGGUUGUAAAUAUUUAAAAAAAAUUUUGACUAUUGACAAACAAUUUUUUUCAUUUUUUUUUUUUAAAGUUAUUGCUAUCUUUAUCUGUCUUUUUGCAAUAUAGUUACAAAAAGAUGCAUUAGCUUUUGAGCGUUUAAUAGCUUGUGUAAUUAUUGAAAAUUUGUCUCUUUUAAAAAUUACUUAUGAUUUUUAAGAUUUUCUGUGUGUUCAUACUUGGCUUUGAGAUUUAUUGUGUUUUUGUUUUUUUUUCAUGCCUCAUAAACUUGUUUUAAAACUUGUAAAUUUUUCUAAAACAUUAACUUGACUUAAAUUUCUUAACAUGGUCACCUGUUCAAGAACACUUGUUUAUAAAUUUGGGUUAUAGCUUGCGGAUGUGCUUUACCAAAAAAGUUUCUUUUUACUGUGUAAAAGAAGAUAUAGUUUUAAGGCUUUUUAUAUAUAUAUAUUUACUUAUACUCUAGUCAGUCAUCUAUAGAUUAACAUAUCCUAGUCCAAAAGGAUUAAAUGGUUUUCUAUUUUAAAUUAUUUCUAUUUUUCAGGAAACUUGUCUUCCCUUCUAUAACUUACUUAAUAGAAACUAUUAAUACUGUUUUAAGUAUAAUACAAAAUAACUAUUUCUUGAAUAAUUUCUUAAUUAACGCAUUUAUUUGCAUUUUAGUGUUAUUUUAAUUUUCGACCCAGAUUCAGAUCAGUAAAGCACGACAUUUUAACUAUGUAUUUUUAAGUUUAUAGUUAAAUCUAACUAUUGUUCUUUAAUUGAAGAACUCUCCUGCUAUUCUAAUGGUGCUCAGUAUGUUGCAUUCCAACAUAGUUCAUGAUUUGUAUCAAUCAAAAUGUUUGUAUUAUUAUAUUUACUGUGUUUUGUUUAGCUUCAAGAUUGGAUAAGCUCUAUAAAAAAAAUUUCAGAUUAGGUCUUGUCGUACUAUUUUUCUCUAUGCUAUUUUAUAAACUAUAAAUAUUUUCAUAUCAAAAAUUUCCUGGCAUAAUUAGUACUUUUAAAUCAAUGUAAUAUUCAUAUCUUAUUAGAUUGCUGUUAUUUGUUCCCCACGACUAUAAAAAUUCCAAUAGAUUUUUUAUUAUUAUUAAUAUUGAAGUUGAGCAUAGAAAUGCAUUUUAAGAUGUUGAUAAUUUGCAGCAGAACUUUUGAAGCUGUGCCAAAUUACUAAAGUUUUGAAUUUGAGCUGUAAUAUUCUUUUUUAAUUACUAGUUUAAUUUUUCAAGUAAGAUUGUUCAGUAUAAUCACAAAAAGUAAUUUCUGCAUGUUAAAUUUUGUUUUUUAAAAGUUGUGCCAUCUAGAUUUUCAGCUCAAUAAUUCAUAAAUGUGAGAUUUCACUUUUUUUAUGAUAGUCAUGAAUAUCUCCUAAACUUCUAGUAAAACUAGUAAAUGCUAUCUGCUAUGUAUUUGAGAUUUUUUUUUUAUUUACUGUGAUUUCUUGUUGUGUUUAGUUAACUUAAUUCCUUAAAAAUACAUGAUGAAAACAGAUUUUUUUUUUUCAACCUUACUUAAUAAUUAGGUUUUUUUUUUUGUAUAUAUUUGUGUGUGAAAUUCAUUUAUUGACAGAGUUGUGCUGUUGAAAAUAUGUUGUGUACAUUUCAUUUUUGCUCAAGUGAAAGCAUUGUUUUUGUAUGUGUAGUGUGAAAUUUGGUAAAGUUUGAAGUUCUAAAAGUGCCUGUUGUGAUUUAUGAAUUUAUAUGUAAUAUUGAUAACCAUGUGCCUAUAUAUGCAUCAGCCUUAAGAAUUGAUGCAUCAUAUAAUGCUUGUAUUGUUAAACUGAGCUUUUGCGCUAUGUGUAUCAAUUGGUUAUGUUAUAUUGGGUUUGGGACGUUUGAUUACUUUAUGUAUGGGCAAUAAAUAAAGACUCUAAAAGAUAA
Messenger RNA from Parasteatoda tepidariorum (common house spider), 6862 nucleotides. It is a transcript of the gene larp, whose product is annotated as La related protein. Gene Ontology annotation, molecular function: RNA cap binding. Gene Ontology annotation, biological process: positive regulation of translation; mRNA stabilization. NCBI's taxonomy places the organism in Eukaryota, Metazoa, Arthropoda, Arachnida, Araneae, Theridiidae. Gene Ontology annotation, cellular component: cytoplasmic stress granule; cytosol. The record is from RefSeq and is a predicted model, not a curated record.